Messenger RNA from Mercurialis annua (annual mercury), 2738 nucleotides. RefSeq names its product G-type lectin S-receptor-like serine/threonine-protein kinase At4g27290. NCBI's taxonomy places the organism in Eukaryota, Viridiplantae, Streptophyta, Magnoliopsida, Malpighiales, Euphorbiaceae. Gene Ontology annotation, molecular function: ATP binding; protein serine/threonine kinase activity. The coding region runs from base 57 to 2540 and encodes 827 amino acids. The record is from RefSeq and is a predicted model, not a curated record. Gene Ontology annotation, biological process: protein phosphorylation; recognition of pollen. The transcript is spliced from 7 exons.
AAACACCAUAUUCCAAUUUAGUAUUCAACAAAAAUAUAAAAUGAAUCACAUAAGAAAUGCACCAAAAUGACAUUCACAACACAUCAAUGAAGAUCUUAACAUUUCUCCUCUUCUCUUUAAUCUCUAUCUUCACCACAUCAAAUGCCAUUGACACAAUCUCUGCAACUCAAUCUAUUAGAGAUGGUGGUCAGACCAUAGUUUCAGCUGGUGGGUUCUUUGAAUUGGGAUUUUUCAGCAUCAAUACUGAUAGAUAUUUAGGAAUUUAUUUCAAGAAGAUAUCUAAUGGAACCGUCGUUUGGGUUUCUAAUAGAGAAACGCCGCUUACGAAUUCUUCGGGUGUACUACAGUUUGAUAGCAGAGGAAGUUUGAUACUUCUAAAUCAAGUAAACUCGACGAUAUGGUCUGCUAAUGUAUCGAGAGCUCUGCGGAAUCCGAUUGCGCAGCUUUUGGAUUCGGGGAAUCUUGUUAUUCGAGAAGAAAAUGAUCUUAACCCGGAAAAUUACGUGUGGGAAAGUUUUCAUUAUCCUGACCAAACGUUUAUACCUGGAAUGAAGAUAGGAAGAUUGGCCGGAGGCUUGGAGGUUCGUUUAUCGUCAUGGAAGAGGCCGGAUGAUCCUUCGAAAGGCGACUACACUUUUCAACUUGAUUCCACUGGUUUACAGAUGGUUAUUGAAAAGAAUUCAGUUUUCUCAUCUAGAUCAGGACCAUGGAAUGGUGUUGGCCAGAGUGGUUUGCCUUUCUUGAAACCGAAUCCAAUUUAUAACUAUACAAUGGUUAUCAGUGAAAAGGAGAGCUACUAUACUUUUGACCUUGUUGACAAAUCAGUUUUUACCAGAAUUGUUUUGAAUGAGAAUGGUGUAAAUGAUCGGUACUUGUGGGUAGAUCGGACCCGAGAGUGGCAGCAUAUCUCAUCUGCACCAUCAGAUUUUUGCGAUAGUUACAAUAUAUGUGGUGCUCAUGGCAGUUGUGACAUAGGCAACACACCUGUAUGUUCGUGUUUGAAUAAAUUUGUACCGAAAAUAGAAAGUAAUUGGAAUUCAGCGGAUUGGACAGACGGAUGCGUACGAAGGACGCCAUUAGAUUGUGAGAAAGGAGACGGAUUCGUAAAGUAUCCACAUAUUAAAUUGCCUGAUAUGCUGAAUUAUUCGACAGAUUCAAGCAUAACCUUGGAGGAAUGUGACGUGAUGUGCUUGCGAAAUUGUUCUUGCAAGGCCUAUGCUAGUUCAAACCUCACAAAUGGAAUAGGAUGCUUCUUUUGGUUCGGAGACCUUAUUGACAUGAAACAAUUCGAUGUAGAUGGCGGGCAAGAUCUUUACAUUAGGAUGACUUCUUCAGAAUUAGAAAACCAUGGAAGCUCCGGUCACAACAAAAAAGUGGUGAUCAUAGCAAGCUUAGUAUCAUCAGCAGUAAUUUUCAUGCUUGUUCUGUGUCUAGGCUUCUUCUUACGAAAUAAAAAGAGAACGAAGCAGCAAAAUGCACAAGGGACAUGGGAAAACUAUCAAGAAGAUAACUACUCUUUUGAUAACGAUGAUGAAGAUCUAGAGCUACCUCAUUUUGACUUCAGCACAGUAGCUAAAGCUACCAAUAACUUCUCAUUCAACAAUAUGCUUGGCGAGGGCGGCUUCGGACCUGUGUACAAGGCCAGUUUUAAAUAUGGAGAAGAAGUUGCUGUGAAGAGGCUUUCCAAGGAAUCUAGACAAGGGAUUGAUGAAUUUAAGAAUGAAGUUAAAUGCAUAGCCAAACUUCAGCACAGAAACCUGGUCAAGCUUCUCGGUUACUGCAUUCAUCAAGAAGAAAGGAUAUUGAUCUAUGAAUACAUGUCUAAUAAAAGUCUAGACUGCUAUAUAUUUGAUGAUGACAGAAGCAAGCUACUGGAUUGGCCAAUGAGGUUCCAUAUCAUCAAUGGAAUUUCGAGAGGACUUCUCUAUCUUCAUCAAGACUCUAGACUAAGAAUUAUUCAUAGAGAUCUCAAAUUGAGUAACGUCCUACUAGAUAAUGAAAUGAAUCCAAAAAUCUCAGAUUUUGGCAUGGCGAGAAGUUUUGGGGGUAAUGAAACUGCGGCAAGUACAAACAGAGUAGUCGGAACAUAUGGUUAUAUGGCACCGGAAUAUGCUAUUGAUGGACUGUUCUCAGUGAAAUCUGAUGUAUUUAGCUUUGGUGUUCUGGUGUUGGAAAUAAUUAGUGGGGAGAAAAACAGAGGAUUUACUCAUCCAGACCACCAACUUAACCUCGUUGGACAUGCAUGGAAACUUUUCAAGGAUAGCAGAUACAUAGAGCUUAUAGACGGAGUAGUAAUGGCAUCUUGCAAUCGAUCAGAAGCAUUAAGAGCGAUUCAUGUUGGUCUCUUAUGUGUGCAAAAUGAUCCGGAAGAUAGACCAAGCAUGUCAUCUGUUGUUCUAAUGUUGAGUAGUGAAGGUCCAUUGCCCGAGCCUAAGGAACCAGGAUUUUUCACGGAAAGACGAUUGUUUGACGCAGAAUCUUCUAAACAAGAAUCAUGUUCUGUAAAUGAACUUACAAUUACAAUGAUAGACGUUCGAUGAAAGUUGCCAACGGGGAUCCAAUUUCGCUGUAUGAUGGUGAUAUUAUCUAGACCUCUAGUAUGAACUCUAGCUAAGGCCAAAGAAGUUAAUGACAACAGUUUCCUGGAAAGCUAAGAUUCUUACUGACCAUUUUUUUUGUAAAAAUCAGCAACAAUUGUUCUAAAUAUUCAAUCUUAUUGGUUUACCACUUUCUUUUUA